Messenger RNA from Suillus bovinus, 921 nucleotides. Its product is annotated as phosphatidylinositol N-acetylglucosaminyltransferase subunit C. Gene Ontology annotation, biological process: GPI anchor biosynthetic process. Gene Ontology annotation, cellular component: glycosylphosphatidylinositol-N-acetylglucosaminyltransferase (GPI-GnT) complex; membrane. The transcript is spliced from 5 exons. The record is from RefSeq and is a predicted model, not a curated record. Lineage: Eukaryota; Fungi; Basidiomycota; Agaricomycetes; Boletales; Suillaceae. The coding region runs from base 1 to 921 and encodes 306 amino acids.
AUGUCAUCUGAAGCCGAAGGGUGGAACAAAGUGUUGUGGGAAAGGCAGCCUUUUCCUGACAAUUACAUUCAUCCUCACUCCUUCCUCUCUUCCUUGAGGCGAAACCCUAAUUUCAAGCCGUACACCUAUUGGCCACUAGUACUCUUAUGCUGUGCGAUCACACAGCACUUAGCGACAAUCUUCACAUUCCUCGCAGUUUUUGUGAGGCUUAAGGAACGCUGGCUUGAUGCUCGUGUCCUGCUGUGGCUCUCGAUAGUUAGUUUCUUUGGAGGAUAUGCUUUGUACGAGAUCUUGAGUUGUUCUAAUCCUGUUCGUGGUACCUUCACUCGCUCGAAUGCGAUCAAAUCUUCCCUUCUUGUUUUCCUCGCUUUGAUGGGUUUGUCACCGGUUUUGCGAACUUUGACCGCAGCAACGUCCUCGGACUCCAUUUGGGCACUAUCAGCAUGUCUCUUCCUUCUUAACGCGUUGCUCGCCGAUUAUAGUUCCAUGAAACCAGUUCAACAGGAAAGGUGGAUUAGUGCCACGUUGACCCUGUUGUCAAUUCUCAUCUUCCGUUGUAGACUCUCAUCUGUACUAUCCAUGAAUGCCGCGAUCUCGUCAUCGGUUGUUUUGGCCUCGCGACUGCCUGACGAUUUGGCCGUCUUCGCUCUUGUCCUGUUUGCUGUGCAAUUGUUUGCUCUUUUCCCGAUCCUGCGUCAUCAGCUUCAGGUCACUCCACAAGUCGCACAGAUCCUCUUCACACUGACCCUUUGUGUGCUAUCGUUUACUCUAACGGCGCCUUUAUCCGUUUCGGUCGCCUACAUUUAUGCAGGCAUCUCGAUCACGGUGACGUUCGUUGCCCCGGGAGUCUUAGUCUGGGCACAGAAAUACAAAAAGCACAUAAGAGGACCGUGGGAUGUUGCAGUUCCGAGACUUAAUUGA